Molecule: messenger RNA, 1770 nt
Organism: Lachancea thermotolerans CBS 6340
Lineage: Eukaryota; Fungi; Ascomycota; Saccharomycetes; Saccharomycetales; Saccharomycetaceae
Gene: ECM25
Product: Ecm25p
Exons: 1
Coding region: 1-1770 (589 amino acids)
Biological process (GO): small GTPase-mediated signal transduction
Cellular component (GO): cytoplasm
Molecular function (GO): GTPase activator activity
Source: RefSeq, a predicted model, not a curated record
AUGAAUUCAACAGUUGAAGUUCGUUUGGACAACAUCUUUUUUCAAUCCUACGCCAAAGAUCCAGCGUCCGGCAGCGCGAUCUACGUGUUUGACUCAACAUAUUUGCCUUCCGCAGAUGAUGUUGAAAGCCGUGAAGUUUACGAUCUUUUGAUCGAUGAGGUGAUGGAUAGGCUUGUGACGAAGUUGCCGGAACUGCCGUUUUCCUUGGUGGUUUUCAGCUCAGGCUUCACACAAAACAACGUUAGCUGGAUCUAUGGUGUGAAAAUGUUCGCCAAGAUUCCAAAAAGCACCCGUGCUAGGCUUCAAAAAAUGUUAAUCGUGCACGAGUCUUUCUUCGUGAGGACAGUGUACCAGGUGCUGACGAAUGCUCUCAACAUCAACCCUUUCAAAAACAAAAACAAUGCGGACGCAGUCAUACAUCACGUUGCUAACUUGACUGAACUUGCCGAGUACGUUGACAUAACGCGGCUCCGUAUUUCUUUGAACGUUUACCUUUAUGACUACCAGUUCAAUGAGACAAUAUCAGUUCCUGAGAGCUACGUGGCAGAAGGGUCUUCACUAGCGAAUAGACAAUACAGACAGCUGAUUUUUGAUAAAAUCUUCAAGCGACUACAGAUUGACGCUCCUAAGCACGAACUGGUUUUCCAAAGACCUGGCUCAUACCAAAAAGUCAACGUAUUGUUGGGCGUAAUUGCCAGAAACAAUUAUGUGGAUUUGUCGCAGUGGGAUAUUUAUUCCCUCGCAACUGUGUUUUUGCACUUUAUUAAAGGCAAAACUAAACCAGUUUUGCCGAUAGAUCUCAUUCCCUUGCCUAUAAGUGAUUCAUUCGAAUAUACUUACAACACCUUUGUGAGUAUGAUGUUGUACAAUGGAUAUUACGAGCUCACGUUGUACAUAUUUGAGCUUUUUUUAACUCUUGUGGGUAACUCUGAGGUGACUUUACAUGACUACAGAACCCUGAGUAAAUGCUUGACAGCUACUUUGUGCAAGGAGAAGGUGUCUCUUAAGACGUCAGAUAGGCUGGCCAUCGGAUACAGAUAUACCAGAAACGUUUUCAUGAAGUUUCAUGACCUGCGGCAUGAAAUUGAGCAAAAAGGCGCCUUGAAAGCUGUGGAAGAACCGCGGACUCCUCGCUUCACAAGGGAAGCUCCUAAAAUUCCACCUCCACGCAAAAAAAGCCCAACAAAAGCCUGCAGAUCAACUAAUUCAUCAAAGGAGAGGAUUCCUCCAACUAAGCCUCCUGCGCUGCCAAAGAGAAAAGGAAUACCGAGCUCAAGCACCACGUCGUUGCCUGCUGCUGACUUGAGGGCUGAAAUGUCUCCGUCUCCUCAACCUAUGAUGUCGAGAUCCGAAGUCAGUCUGGACAUCACAGAACCUCGGUCACCUAAGCUUGGUGCCACGCCCAAUCUGCGACUUGGAAGUAAUUCUUCUAUAAACGUAUCCAUGACAAGUGACCCUAAUGUCUCUCCACAACUUCAGCCUCAAUUGAUUCCUGAUGAAGCUGUAACAUUUAAGUCGAAGCCUGAGGAUGAUCUUUUCAAAUUGGAUCAAAACAUGUCAAGUCUUUUGUUGGACAAUAACCAAAAAAUCCAGAGCCUUGAUAAAGAGCUGAAGAAGAAAAAGCAGGCGAGUAACCUGGGGUCUGAACGGUUUUCGAAUUCUGCUUACUCAGACAUUAAGGCAGAAAAUAAAGUCAGCCGGCUCGCCGCGCUUUAUGAGGAGAGGUUAGUUGGAAUCAGGGUCAUGGAAGACAUGAGGAGAAAUCAAUGA